AUGGGUUCACCUCUUUCUCCAAUUCUGUCUGAUCUUGUGAUGGACGUUUUGGAACAACACUGUCUAUCGAAACUUGAUUUUGUGCUUCCAUUCUAUCUCAGGUAUGUAGACGAUAUCGUCACCGCUGUUUCUUCUAAUAAGGUCGGCUCAAUUCUUGAUGUCUUUAAUAGCUUCCACCCUCGUCUACAGUUUACGUCUGAGGUUGAGUGGAACCACCAAAUCAGUUUCUUAGACGUUCUCGUCAUUAAUUGUAACCAGUCCAUUAAAACGGAUUGGUUUCACAAAUUGACUUGGUCACAAAGAUAUUUAAAUUUUAACUCGCAUCAUCCUCGAUCAUACAAAGUUGGUACCAUUAAUUGUCUUGUUGACAGAGCCAUCAGGCUUUCCAGUUCUGAAUUCCAUGAUAAGAAUUUGACUUUAAUUUUUCAAUCGCUACGCAAGAACGCUUACCCUUCCGCUUUUCUUAACAAACACAUACACGUCAAAUAUCACUCCAUAGUCUCUAUAACUGAUCCCAACAGUAACAGUAACGUCUCAACAAUCAACUCUAAUAUUAAACAUUUCAUAUCUAUUCCGUAUGUAGCUGGCUUGUUUCAAUCCUUAAAUAGAAUCUUUAACAAAUAUAAUAUUCAAUUCGUUGGAAAAAACACACAUGACAUAUCGGCACUCUUUGAUUCUGGCAAAGAUGUGCUACCGUCGGAUAAACGUUCUUGCGUGGUGUACAAGAUUCCUUGUAAACAAUGUAACAAGGUUUAUAUCGGCGAAACUAGCAGGCACCUGCAUACACGUGUGAGUGAACACAAACGCAAUAUACACGACAGCGAAGACAACUACACAGCCUUAACCAAACAUAUGGUGGAUUUUGAUCAUGCCUUCGAUUAUGAUCACACUUCUGUUUUAGAUAAUGAACCUGUCUAUUACAAACGUCUAUUAAUCGAAAUGUGUAAUAUUGUUUCACAUACAAAUUCUGUUAACCUUAGGCAUAAUAUAGAACAUCUCAGUACUAUUUAUACUUCUCCAUUGCUAGGCUGA
Messenger RNA from Diprion similis, 1032 nucleotides. RefSeq lists its product as uncharacterized. The record is from RefSeq and is a predicted model, not a curated record. The coding region runs from base 1 to 1032 and encodes 343 amino acids. Lineage: Eukaryota; Metazoa; Arthropoda; Insecta; Hymenoptera; Diprionidae. The transcript has a single exon.